GAUUUGUUGUAAAUUUUGAUUAUUUUUGUGUAUCAUUUGUAUUUUGACGAAUUUUUUUAUUAUUAUUAUUAUAUUUUGAGAUCAGUACACGAACGUUUUCGGCGAGUUUAUUUUAUUAUUCCAACGUGGAAAGACUGCUGUUACACGCCUCCAGAAGAUCCCGUAAGCACACCGCGUGAGCAACAGCCGCACCGAAGUCGUCUGAUCAUAGCUCGCUGCUGCCGCCGCCGCAGUGUCCGUCGCCAAAUCUCCGAAGGCCGAACACCGAAGUCUGCCAUAGGAGUGAAGAGAAUCCAGGACAGGUUUUUCUGGCCAAACGACAUUGUCCCGAGGGAUGAUAGCUUGACGGCCUGCCACUGUGCCCUUUGCCGAGAGACAGUCGGCUGAGGAAUGUCGUCGUCUAUCUCUCACGGGACACCAAACUCAAAACGAGAUCGUCCCAUCUCAGACUUCGUAUCCAUUUGAAACAUACUCAAAAAUUAAAAGUCAAAGCACAAAGAUGGCAGAUUCCGGAGACAGUGAUAGUGACACGGAUAUACAUGUGUAUAAGCCUCAGAAAUUAAAUAUUAUUGAAAGUGAUGAAGAAUGCUCAUCCAGUAGUUCUGAUGGAGAAUCUGAUAAAUGUCCAAUAUGUCUCACCCGACUAGGACAACAAGAUUUAGCUUCACCAAAUGCUUGUUUACAUACAUUUUGUUUAAACUGUCUAACUGAAUGGGCAAAAAAUGCCAAGACAUGUCCUAUAGAUCGUUUGGAUUUCAAAUUCAUUAUUGUGCGAAGUGUUGAUGGUCAGAUAUUACAAACAAUUGAUAUUAGUCUUAAAAAUGAUGUUGAGAAAUCCACCUCAAAUGUUGAAGACUUAACAUUCUGUGAGGUUUGCCAUUUAAGUCAUCGUGAAGAUGAAAUGCUAUUGUGCGAUAUUUGUGACUGUGGAUAUCACAUGGAUUGCCUAAAUCCACCUAUUUAUACAGUCCCAUUAGAAGAAUGGUAUUGUCCUCAAUGUCAAGCAAGAGAAGAGCAAAGUGACAAUGACAUAGAUCGCGAAGAAGUAAUUGAUUUAUUAAAUGAUUUAAAUGAUGAUGAACAAUUACCUAGACCAAGGCAAACUAGAAUACGAUUACAACAACGUUUGGUACCACGAACAAGAGCUAGCGAACGUGUGCGAAUGAAUACUCAACGUUUACGACAAAAUGCUACUGAAGGAGGUAUAUUACAAACCGUGUCUAAUGGAAAAAGGACAAAGAAAUAUUCAAAAAGAAAAGUCAGGGUUAAACAAGGGAGGAAAAAAGGUAUUAAACCUGUAAGAAAAAAGAACACUCAAUUAGCUGAAAAAUUAGGGAUGUGUUCAUCAAGAUGGAGUAAAAACUCUUCUGGUGAUAAUAGCUCAUUGGGUACUUCGUCAAAUUUUGUAGAUCAUACAUCAUUAAGUAUAUUUGGAAAUCCUCAUGAAUUUGAUUAUGUUUCUGUAGAGUCUGAAGAAGAGCGAGAUAUAGGUGGUGAUGGACCUUUGAAUAUGUCAACUAUAUCUCGAAUACGUAUUUCAACAACUGAUUUGAUCUCUCGAAAGGAAAUAAGUGAAAUUUUACGUCGGCCAGUACGUAGAAAUAUUAACAUAUCACAUAACACUGAUUCAAUUAAUAUUUUGGAUAAUAUAUUGAAUGUACAAGAAAAAUUAUUUAAAAAUAAAACUAUAGAAAAUGUUGACAAACACAUCACUCAAGCUCCAAUGUAUUCAGAUCAUAGAACUGAUAGGAACUCUGAUAAUGUUGGUAAUUAUUCAUCAAAUCGCAAUAAUAAUAGAAACUAUUCUAGAAAUAAUGAACAAUCAUAUAAUAAUGCUGGAAAUUCAAGUUCAUAUGAAGAAUCUCAAUUAACUAAUGAACCAAAUUUUAGUGAAAAUCAACCAGUCAAUCCUUUUCCUUUUAGAAACUCUGGUCCUAUCAAGUUUCGUAUGAAUGUCACAAAAAUGGGAGAAAGAAAGCAGCCUCGGACUCCUCCUAAGACAGUCACUACUGAAUACAACGUAGAGGAAGAAAGUGGCCCUAGUACUCAGGCAGAAGAAACUUUUAAAGCACUUGAACCACCUCCUGAUCCACCAGCUUUAUUAUUGGGCAUCAAUUUAGAUGAUGAUGAUGCUGAUAAUCUUAUAAUUGAUGAUAAAGAUUAUUACGAUCCUGAAAAUCCCAGUGAUAAUGAUGAAGAAACAGAGAUAAGCAAGCAAAGUGGAACUGCUUAUAUGCAAUCGCCAACAUAUGGUGGUUACAUGGAACAGGUAGAAAAUAGAUCUAUACCACUUAUACCUAUUUCCAACAGUACCAAUGUAUUACGCCCUGAUGAUGAAGGUAUGUCUUCUGAAGAAGAUGAAAAAGAAACCAAUGAUGACUGUCCCAAUAUAUCAUUGUACUCUUCUACUAGUCUCAAUAUAUCUAAUUCACCUAAAGAAUAUGGACCUUUUUUAGAACAUGAAAAUGUUAAAAGUGAUAAAUCAAGUGGAGAAGCAGAUAUUCAGUUUAUUCCUAUGCCACCUGUUAGUCCAGAAGUAGACAUGUUAUCUGAUCAUGGAGAAACUAGUCCAAAAUCUGAAGAUCAAUGUGUGGAAAGUAUUGAAAUUGUUGAAAAUACAAAAUUAUCUUCACCCCACAAAAGUAAUAAAUGUGAAAAUAUUGAUAACAGUGAUGAAAAUGAAAAUCAAUCGAACUCUGAUGAUAAUGUAAUUGAUGUCACCAAUGAAAUUCAUUCAGACGUGGAAUGUGAGAGCAAAACAUCUAAAGCAUUAGAAAAUAAACAAGAAUCAGAUAUAAUAGACCUUGAAUGUGAUGAUACUAUUGUACCUAUAGAUGAUGACACAGUUGUAGAUCAAGAACAUAUAAAUUUAACUGGAGAUGCUACUUCUGAUGUAUCAUGUACAACAUUAAAUAGUUUAAAUGCUGAUCACCAGAAAAAAAAAUCUUUUCCUUUCGAUUUUGAACCAAUAUCAGAUUCUGAAGAAGAUAAGAAAAAGACUAAGAAUCAAAUAGAUAAUUCUAAUAGUAAUCAAAGAAAAGAUAAACUUUCAAAUGGUAAAAACGAUGCAACUUUGACAACCAAGGGAAACAAGGAUAAUGAUAAUAAAAAUAAGGUUAAAGAAAAAGAGUCUGAGAAAGAAACUGUGCCAUGGAAAAAACUAUCGAAAAAUUCUAAAGAUAGAAACUAUCGUUAUGGAAAGGGAAAAGAUAAAUUAGGUGAAGAAAAUGAUAAAAAAGAAAAAAAACAGAAAAGAAAAGAAAUAGAAUUGUAUGAUGUUCGAAAAGUACUCGAAGACAGGCCUAGACGCAAAAAAGAUAAAUUUGGAAGGGAUUUAUCUAAAUCUAGUCGUAGUGAUUCAGACUCUAAAGAUCGAAGUAGGCGUAAGAAACGUAAAAGAAGUCGUUCCAAGCAACGAAGAAGAUCUAUUUCAUCAAGUAAACCAAAAAGUCGAAAACAUUCUAGGAGCCGUUAUCGUAGUGAAUCUAAAAAUAGACAUCGUUCUAGAAGUAGACAUCGAUCUAGGAGCAGGCAUCGGUCAAGAAGCUCAAAACAUUUAGGAAAGUAUGAAAAGAAUCAAACAAUUACAAAAGAACGUUAUCGUUCUCCAGAUUCAUAUGAAGAGCGUGAAGUCUCUCCAUUAUCCAAACGCCAAGCAAAAAAAUCAAAAGAAAAAACAAGUAUUUACUCUAAAAUAGAAAAAGCCUGGGAGAGAAAACUAUUGAAAACUGAUAAAAUGUUACAAAAAAAACUAAAGAAAAAAUCCAAAGAUUAUCAAUUCUCAUCCCCAUCUCCAAGAUCAUUGUCACCUGGUGUUUCGUCAUGGCAAUUAAUUAAAGAUCAAAUGACUGGGAGUCCAUGGUCACAUACUGAUAUUUCUCGUACCCCAUCACCUGCUUACACACGUCAUGCAACAGAUAUGGAUAUGAAUUAUACUUCCAGAGAUCAAGAGUUUCCAGAGUAUAAUGACAACAUUGCAUUAAACAAUUUAACAGUGAUAGUGAAAAACGAUACCUCCAAAAAAUCCAAAAUCACUAAACGACACCUGACCACACGCCAAUUAGCUAAUCCACCCGUCAAAGAAGUAUUUGCUUCUGGGGACAAUAUUAUGGUGAGUGUUAAUUUCAACAAAGAUGCUACAUCCAAACAAAAUUCCCAAGAACCAAAACGUAAAUGGCAAGAACCUGUACCAUAUAUGAACACCAAGAAAUCGAAAAACAAUAAUGCUGAGGCAGCACCAGACACUACUUCUGUAAUUCAGAAAACGUCCUCAAAAAGAACUCCAAACCCUAAAUGGCUGAAUCGUAAAAGAAUUUCUAGGACAAUUGAAGUGAAUAAUACUAAACCAGUUGCAAUCAUAGAUUUAAAUACUUCUCCAUUUAGAGAAAUAGAGAUGUCUCCAAAGUCCAUUAUUGUUUUAACAGACAGUGAUGAUGACAAAGAAGUGAAAAAAUCUGAGACCAAGAAGGACAAUAGUCCUGAAAAGUCUAAAGAAAUUGUUAUUGCUGAACAACAAAAGCCUGUGGAGAAAAAUGAAAACAGUACCCAAACGUUGACAACAAUCAUGAUUGGUGGUCCGAAAACUCCUCCUGAACCAGUUAUCACCAUUUCCAAACCAGAUAACAUAUCUACUAAUAGUUGUGAAUUUAAUAGUCAAGAUGAAGAUCACACUCAACCUCAUGAUGUACGAGGCCGGGGACCUAAUACACCUCCAGAACCUCCUCGCUCUGUAGACACGGUUGUCAGUGAGACUGCAUAUGAUCCUUUUGAACCAACAAAAUCAAAUUCACCAAGCCCACCACCUAGAAUUGAUAUGUUUGAAGAUGAUGAUGACAAUGAUGAUGAUGGUGAUAACCAUCAUAAUGAUACAUCUGCACAACCUAUAGAGGAGAACAAAACUACUGAUAGCCAAUCUUCUGUUUCACCUCAGAUACUAGCUAAAACUAUAACACCACCAUUUUUAGAAUCCCAAAGUUCAACUCAAACAGAUAAAUCCCCAGAAAAACUUACCACCACCACUACAAACACAUCGCUAUUCACUAGUCCAGUAGCUACCAAAACUCCUAGUCCUGUUCAACCAACACCCACUGCUACUAAUCAAGAUGAAAUAAUCGAUUUAGAUGACAACGAGGACAGUCAAACAUCUGCAUUUGAUAAUGGUGCUGAUUCACCUUAUUCUCCUGGUGAAGGUUUUGUAGAUGAAAUGAAAGGUUCAUCACCAGAAAGCCCUGUUCCUCAAACUAAGAAUGUUGUGCCUACAUCACAGAACCAAAACAAAAGUGAAGCAAGAAGUAAAUUGGACACUUUGCUCAGUAUACUACCACAGUCUAAACCUCCUACUAUUUUUGAUAAUAUGAUGAAAAUUAAGAACCUAAAACCUCUUAAAUUUUCGACCAAAUCAAAAUAUUCUAAACAUAAUACCUCUAAUGAGGAUAGUGUUGAUGAUUUACCUGGAUCAGCAGUUGAAUUAGAAUCAAAAAAUAAGUUUUUGGAAAAGUUAAAUCGACAAGAACGUGUUAUUGAAGAAGUGAAACUCGUGUUAAAGCCUCACUACAACAAAAAGCAUAUAACGAAAGAACAGUACAAAGAUAUUAUGAGGAAAGCUGUACCUAAAAUCUGUCACAAUAAGAGUGGUGAGAUUAAUCCACAGAAAAUACAUAGUCUUAUAGAAUUGUAUGUGAUCAAAUAUAGACACUCACACAGAAAACAAGUACAACGGAUUCCAAACAAGUGAAUUGUUUUUUAAAUUCUUUUACAUAAUUUUGUAUAACAUACGGCAUAGCUUAUUUCUAAUCACAAAUAAGUUUAAGCUGAAAGCUCAAACUCGAUUGUUAAAAGUUAUAGCAAAAAGAUUUUUAUUUAUACUUUGUGUUCUUACCGUUGUGUAUUAGUAUUAUAUAUUAUUAUUAUUCAUCAUUUUUGAUAGAUAAGCCAGUGUUGUUUUUGACCCGGUUUGCCUCUUGAUUUAUGAUUUUUUAUUUGUAAAAUAACAUAUUAAUUGUACAUUUAUUUAUUGUGUUAUAAUUUUUUUACUACAUAUUUAUGAUAAGGAAUAUAAUAUAUAAUAUUAUUAUAUUACUUU
Molecule: messenger RNA, 6082 nt
Organism: Aphis gossypii (cotton aphid)
Lineage: Eukaryota; Metazoa; Arthropoda; Insecta; Hemiptera; Aphididae
Exons: 12
Coding region: 500-5734 (1744 amino acids)
Source: RefSeq, a predicted model, not a curated record